This is a messenger RNA of Puccinia triticina, 420 nucleotides long. RefSeq lists its product as uncharacterized. Bases 1 to 420 code for a protein of 139 amino acids. The record is from RefSeq and is a predicted model, not a curated record. Lineage: Eukaryota; Fungi; Basidiomycota; Pucciniomycetes; Pucciniales; Pucciniaceae. The transcript has 2 exons.
AUGCCAAAAUUCGCCACCUGCGGCGUGCUUUCCGAGGGCGAGAACAACCUUGUCCAGCCCUCCGCGCCGACUCCGUCUGUCGCGCCCGCCGAGCAGUCGGAUGUUCCGGCUUUCAUUCCAACCCGAAAGGUCCGCGAACAACCUGGUGGUGGGAGCUCCCAGAUCGCCUCUUUACUCGGAGGCGAUCGUCAGAGCGAUGCCAUGAACUGGGUCCCCCCGCCGAUCGCCCAGCAAGCCUCAGCCUCCAGCGAACCGGCCCCCACGCCGGCCCAGCAGCAGCAGGCACCCGUCGCCGCGCCCGAGGAUGACGGGCCGUACGUCAUGAUGCCCGACGGCUCGCGCUUCGUGCCUUCCAGGAAAGUCAGAGAGCCCGUCGGCGGCCAUUCCAGCAUGGCCGACAUCCUCUCCGGAGGAAGGUGA